GUACCCGUGCACGGACCACCCCAUGCGUCAAGCGCGCGUCUAAGGCUAACUGGAAGCGGCCAUGACGGAGCUGGCCUCAACAGCUCCCCGGCUCUCUCUUCCAGCUACAUCUUCUCUCCGACUACCGUCCUGCAUCGACUCUGAUUUAUUCCCUCUCCCCCGCCCUAGAAAAGCCAUUAUCGUAUCUGUUAUUGGAAUAGGCCCUCUAUUUGACACGUCGUCACGCCCUCCUGACACACGACCCCCGAGUCUUGCUAUACCGCAUCACCGAAGCCAGUUUCCCUGGCCUCACUUCCCCCCUCAGACCCGUCGUUCAUGGAUGAAACCAUCAAUUGAUCAUGUCAUCCUCCGGGCUUGAUAUCUCGGAGCUUUCCGACAGCGAGAGGUCGACCCUCGAAACCUACAUUGCCGUCACGGGUCAGGAGCACUCAGAGGCCAUUCCUUUAUUGCGCCGCUCACAAUGGAACGUGCAGGCCCACCGGGACCUCAAAUUUCUCCUGGUCGUGCUUCUGGCCCCGAGCAUGAUGAUACAAGCGGUUGGGUUCGAGACACUCUCCUUUCCCGCGAAGUGACCGACUUUGUCAAUGACCAACAGAACGAUAUCCUUGUCUGGGGAGGAAAUGUUCAAGACUCCGAGGCCUAUCAGGUCGCCAACUCCCUCCGGUGCACCAAGUUCCCCUUUGCAGCUGCUAUAGUCCACACUCCCAAUGUUUCUUCGACAGCGAUGUCAGUUGUGUCGAGGAUGUCUGGAACGACGUCCCCGGUAGAUUUUGUGGAGAAACUCCGGUCGGCUAUUGCGCAGCACAAAGAACCUCUCGAGCGCAUCCAGGCUACACGGGCAGAGCAACAGGCAUCGCGUAGUCUUCGAGAGCAGCAGGACUCCGCCUACGAGCGUUCGCUGGCUAUCGACCGGGAGCGGGCGAGACAGAGGCGGGAAGAGGAGGCGGCCCGUCAAAGAGAAGAACAAGAGGCAGCCGAACGCCGAGCGGCUGAGGAGAAGCGGAUACAUGACCUUGCGCAAUGGAAACAGUGGCGGGCACGAUCCAUCGCGGAUGAGCCCGGACCGGAUGUUAAGGAUGCUGUUCGUAUUAGUAUUCGACUGCCUUCCGGUGAGCGCGUGAUCCGCAAGUUUGCUCCUGAGGCUCCUCUCGACGAACUCUACGCGUUCGUCGAGUGUUACGAUAUAUUGAACGAGCCGGCGGAAGAAGCCGGCGAAGUGGUGAAACCAGAGGGGUUCGAACACCAGUAUGGGUUCCGACUGGUUUCGCCUAUGCCGCGGGUUGUCUACGAAGUGGACGCUGGAGGAUCCGUGCGGGACAAGAUCGGCCGAGGAGGGAAUCUCUUGGUCGAACCCAUUGAUGACGAAAGCGACGAGGAGGAUGAGGAAUAAGCGCUGAAUGGAUGUAUUUGUAUCUUUGCAUUAUGGAGUAUGGCACGGAAUGGAGCUGGUCGGAAUGAUUCGCAAGAUUCUCAGGGUGUACCAUGUACGGAGUAAUAAUAAAGCUUACGAUAAUGACACCGAUGACCGUGGAGAAGAGCCCUGUGCACAGGAAGCCAGCGAAGAUCACCGAAAAUGGCCAAUUCGAGCC
Aspergillus sclerotioniger CBS 115572 is the source of this 1589-nucleotide messenger RNA. Its product is annotated as clathrin-mediated endocytosis regulator UBX3. NCBI's taxonomy places the organism in Eukaryota, Fungi, Ascomycota, Eurotiomycetes, Eurotiales, Aspergillaceae. Bases 461 to 1390 code for a protein of 309 amino acids. Gene Ontology annotation, cellular component: endoplasmic reticulum. The transcript has 2 exons. The record is from RefSeq and is a predicted model, not a curated record. Gene Ontology annotation, molecular function: ubiquitin binding.